Molecule: messenger RNA, 931 nt
Organism: Nematolebias whitei (Rio pearlfish)
Lineage: Eukaryota; Metazoa; Chordata; Actinopteri; Cyprinodontiformes; Rivulidae
Gene: tmem154
Product: transmembrane protein 154
Source: RefSeq, a predicted model, not a curated record
GAGUGACUACCGGAGUGAAUCUGUGGGUGUGUGGCCGUUUUUUCUUUUUAAACGUUGAGUAAAAUCAGGAAGUGUGAUGCUGUGACACCACGGGGGAAACAGCCUCAUAGUGGCACUAUGUCAUUAUGUCUUUGCUCAGUAACAUGAGAGGCCCCCGGUUAAAGACCCGUCUGCUGCUGCUGCUGCUGCUGCUGCUGAGCAGUUUGUCUGGGAAAGCGUUUUGCAAAGACGAUGAAAGCAGUGCUACUGAUGCUGAUCCCACACAAGAAACACAGGAUACAACAGAAACAGGAGGAGAUGCUGCAGCAGACGGAGCAGUCAUAGCUACAGAAAGCAGUUCAACGAAACCCCCCGUCAUCACCUCAGCUUCCGGCCCAACAGUCUUGGGUUCACCUGAGGGCAGCACAACAGAGUCUUGUUCAGGAGACUCUGAACAAUCAGAAAUGGGGUCUUUGAAUUCAACAGAUUCAACAGAAGGAAAGGAUCUGGAUCUGCUCGUCAUCCUGAUUCCAGCCGUAGUGGCCGCUGUGCUCAUCGCUGCUACAAUUUGUGGCAUUAUCAUCAAACGUUCGUGUAACAACAACUCGACAAAUGAAGUGUAAAGGAUGCUCUGAUGUGCACAAACACCACGCUGCUGCCGACUCGGAUGACCUCACCCUUUUCUGCAAGAAGUCCAGCAUCAUUUGAAUCCAGGGGAGCAAACAUCUGACGGGAAACAGCACAGACUGGACACUUUAGUUUGAAACUUUAACAAAAUGCAAUUAAACUGCCUCUUACACUUCCUGACAGCCUUUAACGGAGCGAAACAAACACCUGAAAAAAACAAUGACUAAAGACUAUUCUGGCAUGAGUCAGCAUAUUAACAAUUUAUUUAAUCUUUUGCAUUUCACUAAAGACUAUUCAGUAAAUCAAAGGUUGAAUAUAUUUAUCG